AUGCCGUCAUACAACUCACGAAACAACUACUUCUCUACAUCGUGUCUUAGCGCUCGAGGACGAGCUUUCCGAAGGAAUGGAGAUGUCGGGAUGCAGCUGCUGACUACUGACAUACAUCAGGUGUUGUCAGAGGCAGUCCGCCAGCGAGACGGCAGUCUCGUCUCCUCGGCCACGCCACCCGGCUGUAAUCCUCCUUACUUCUACCGUUCUUCCCCUGUUCAACCCUUAUGCGAGCAGUUGGUCUCGAUGCUUUCCGUCAAUGAGCAGACAAUCCGAGUUGUAUACAUCCUCCUAUUAUUAUUAUUAUUAUUAUUAUUAUUAUUAUUAUUAUUAUUAUUAUUAUUAUUAUUAUUAUUAUUAUUAUUAUUAUUAUUAUUAUUAUUAUUAUUAUUAUUAUUAUUAUUAUUAUUAUUAUUAUUAUUAUUAUUAUUAUUAUUAUUAUUAUUAUUAUUAUUAUUAUUAUUAUUAUUAUUAUUAUUAUUAUUAUUAUUAUUAUUAUUAUUAUUAUUAUUAUUAUUAUUAUUAUUAUUAUUAUUAUUAUUAUUAUUAUUAUUAUUAUUAUUAUUAUUAUUAUUAUUAUUAUUAUUAUUAUUAUUAUUAUUAUUAUUAUUAUUAUUAUUAUUAUUAUUAUUAUUAUUAUUAUUAUUAUUAUUAUUAUUAUUAUUAUUAUUAUUAUUAUUAUUAUUAUUAUUAUUAUUAUUAUUAUUAUUAUUAUUAUUAUUAUUAUUAUUAUUAUUAUUAUUAUUAUUAUUAUUAUUAUUAUUAUUAUUAUUAUUAUUAUUAUUAUUAUUAUUAUUAUUAUUAUUAUUAUUAUUAUUAUUAUUAUUAUUAUUAUUAUUAUUAUUAUUAUUAUUAUUAUUAUUAUUAUUAUUAUUAUUAUUAUUAUUAUUAUUAUUAUUAUUAUUAUUAUUAUUAUUAUUAUUAUUAUUAUUAUUAUUAUUAUUAUUAUUAUUAUUAUUAUUAUUAUUAUUAUUAUUAUUAUUAUUAUUAUUAUUAUUAUUAUUAUUAUUAUUAUUAUUAUUAUUAUUAUUAUUAUUAUUAUUAUUAUUAUUAUUAUUAUUAUUAUUAUUAUUAUUAUUAUUAUUAUUAUUAUUAUUAUUAUUAUUAUUAUUAUUAUUAUUAUUAUUAUUAUUAUUAUUAUUAUUAUUAUUAUUAUUAUUAUUAUUAUUAUUAUUAUUAUUAUUAUUAUUAUUAUUAUUAUUAUUAUUAUUAUUAUUAUUAUUAUUAUUAUUAUUAUUAUUAUUAUUAUUAUUAUUAUUAUUAUUAUUAUUAUUAUUAUUAUUAUUAUUAUUAUUAUUAUUAUUAUUAUUAUUAUUAUUAUUAUUAUUUAUUAUUCCAUUUCUUUAA
Molecule: messenger RNA, 1347 nt
Organism: Necator americanus (New World hookworm)
Lineage: Eukaryota; Metazoa; Nematoda; Chromadorea; Rhabditida; Ancylostomatidae
Exons: 3
Coding region: 1-1347 (448 amino acids)
Biological process (GO): transmembrane transport
Cellular component (GO): membrane
Source: RefSeq, a predicted model, not a curated record